AUGUGUCAAGGAAUAAAGGCUGGAUACAGGUCCAUUACGUCAUUCUGCAGACCAAUAAGUAUUUAUGAGGAAUCCAAGAUGAAUUUGGAGCAGGAGAGGCCGUUUGUCUGCAGUGCCCCAGGCUGCUCCCAGCGCUUCCCAACAGAGGACCAUCUGAUGAUUCAUAGGCACAAGCAUGAAAUGACUUUGAAGUUUCCCUCAAUAAAAACAGACAAUAUGUUAUCAGAUCAAACUCCAACCCCAACGAGAUUCCUGAAGAACUGCGAGGAGGUGGGGCUCUUCAAUGAGUUGGACUGCUCCCUAGAGCAUGAGUUCAGGAAGGCUCAGGAGGAAGAAAGCAGCAAGCGGAAUAUCUCGAUGCACAACCCCGUUGGUGGGGCCAUGGCGGGGCCUGGAACUCACCAGCUCGGCAGUGCCCGGAUGCCCAACCAUGACACCAGCGUUGUGAUUCAGCAAGCCAUGCCGUCACCCCAGUCCAGCUCCGUCAUCACGCAGGCCCCUUCCACCAACCGCCAGAUCGGGCCUGUCCCAGGCUCUCUAUCUUCUCUGCUCCAUCUUCACAACAGACAGAGACAGCCCAUGCCAGCCUCCAUGCCUGGGACCCUGCCCAACCCUACAAUGCCGGGGUCUUCUGCCGUCUUGAUGCCAAUGGAGAGACAAAUGUCAGUGAACUCCAACCUCCUGGGAAUGCAAGGUCCAAAUCUCAGCAAUCCCUGUGCUUCUCCCCAAGUCCAGCCAAUGCAUUCAGAAGCUAAGAUGAGGUUGAAGGCUGCAUUGACUCACCACCCUGCUGCCAUGUCAAAUGGGAAUAUGAACACCAUGGGACACAUGAUGGAAAUGAUGGGCUCCCGGCAGGACCAGACGCCACACCAUCACAUGCACUCACACCCGCAUCAGCACCAGACACUGCCGGCCCAUCACCCCUACCCGCACCAGCACCAGCACCCAGCCCACCAUCCUCAUCCUCAACCCCAUCACCAGCAGAACCACCCACAUCAUCACUCCCACUCCCACCUUCAUGCACACCCAGCACAUCACCAGACCUCGCCACACCCACCCCUGCACUCCGGCAACCAAGCACAGGUUUCACCAGCAACACAACAGAUGCAGCCCACCCAGACAAUACAGCCGCCCCAGCCCACAGGAGGGCGCCGGCGAAGGGUGGUGGAUGAGGAUCCUGACGAGAGGCGGCGGAAAUUUUUGGAACGGAACCGGGCGGCCGCCACCCGCUGCAGACAGAAGAGGAAGGUCUGGGUGAUGUCACUGGAAAAGAAAGCAGAAGAGCUCACCCAGACAAACAUGCAGCUUCAGAACGAAGUGUCCAUGUUGAAGAAUGAGGUGGCACAGCUGAAGCAGCUGUUGUUAACGCAUAAAGACUGCCCCAUAACGGCCAUGCAGAAAGAAUCACAAGGAUAUCUCAGUCCAGAGAGUAGCCCUCCUGCAAGUCCCGCCCCCACAUGCUCGCAGCAGCAGGUCAUCCAGCAUAACACCAUCACCACUUCCUCGGCAGUCAGCGAGGUGGUAGGAAGCUCCACCCUCAGCCAGCUCACCACUCACAGAACAGACCUGAACCCCAUCCUCUAA
Molecule: messenger RNA, 1584 nt
Organism: Rangifer tarandus platyrhynchus (Svalbard reindeer)
Lineage: Eukaryota; Metazoa; Chordata; Mammalia; Artiodactyla; Cervidae
Source: the annotation of a GenBank genome assembly